This is a messenger RNA of Centropristis striata (black sea bass), 2031 nucleotides long. RefSeq names its product solute carrier family 39 member 13 (gene slc39a13). Lineage: Eukaryota; Metazoa; Chordata; Actinopteri; Perciformes; Serranidae. The record is from RefSeq and is a predicted model, not a curated record. Gene Ontology annotation, cellular component: membrane. The coding region runs from base 190 to 1338 and encodes 382 amino acids. The transcript is spliced from 10 exons. Gene Ontology annotation, biological process: zinc ion transmembrane transport; intracellular zinc ion homeostasis. Gene Ontology annotation, molecular function: zinc ion transmembrane transporter activity.
CAGUUAACGUGACUCUGAGCUGCAGCUAGCGGGUCCCAGCUCCUCUGCUCCAGUCUGGGAGUCUGGUGGAAGUCAGCGGCGGAAGCCUGUCUUCACCAAGCCGGCCUGGAUGGCAGGGACACACUGGUGCAAAGACUGUCGAAACCACAAGCAUUACUGGUUGCAAGUGUUUUUUGGACCGUGGGACGGAUGAAAGGCGGAAGCUGUAGGAAGCCCAGCUGGGCUGUAGCUGCUCUGUUUAUCCCGAUUACCCUGCUGAUGCUGACCUCCAGGGCGGCAUCAAGCAGCCACAAGAUGACACAAACAUCUAUGGCUCAUGCAACAGCCACGGCUACAGGACAAGGCCCCGGCCUGACAGAUGACCUCCCAGGCCUCCGGGCUGUAGCAGACUUCUUAUCCAGCGAACAAGCUCAUGUGUGGCUCUUGUCCCUGGUGGGCUCCGUUGCUGUCGGCCUCAGUGGGAUUUUCCCCCUCCUUGUCAUUCCCAUUGAGGCUGGAGCAGCCCUCAAAACAGAAGCUGGUGGCCAGAAGCUGAAGCAGCUCUUGAGCUUUGCUAUUGGUGGUCUCCUUGGUGAUGUAUUCCUUCACCUGCUCCCUGAGGCGUGGGCGCUUUCUGACUCUUCAGUUGGUAAACACAACCACUACAUGACCCAGGGCUUAUGGGUAAUCGGCGGCCUGUUGGCGUUCCUCAUCCUGGAGAAGAUGUUUCCGGACCAAGACGGCAACGAGGACCCCGCUUCAGAUCCAGACCUGAAUUCCAACUCUGCUUUGCAGUCUAAUUCAGCGUUCAGUGGAAAGGCAGUGGCAUCACUCAGAACUGUGCACCAUGCUCAGUCAUGGAAAUCCUCCAAGCAGCAGAGUCUGCAGGAAAGAUCAGAGAAAAUCAAGACGAGUGGAUACCUGAACCUACUGGCCAACUGCAUUGACAACUUCACACAUGGACUGGCAGUCGCAGGCAGUUUCCUGGUCAGCAAAAAGGUCGGCUUUCUCACCACCUUUGCCAUCCUGCUCCAUGAAAUCCCUCACGAGGUUGGAGACUUUGCCAUUCUGCUGAGGGCCGGGUUCGACCGGUGGAGCGCCGCUCGCCUGCAGCUCUACACGGCUCUAGUCGGUGUCUUGGGAGCUUGCUUCGCUCUGUGUGCCCAGUCAUCAAAGGGAACAGAAAGUGCCACUGUCUGGAUACUGCCUUUCACCUCUGGAGGUUUCCUCUACAUAGCCUUGGUGAACGUGGUGCCCGACCUGCUCCAAGAGUCCAGUGUGAGGCAGUCCCUCCUGCAGAUCGUGCUCAUUUUCUGUGGCGUGGCUGUCAUGGCUGUGCUCUCCGCCAUUGUUGACUGAACAUGGAGAACAUGGAAACCCACCUCUCGCCUUAAAACCAAACACUAAAACUGAGCGUUCUCCACCAACCACCAUAUCUCUGGUACCUCUCAGUCAUGGAACCAUUUCAUCACGUUACACUACGACAAAUAUCUGACAGAAGAACGGCACUUUAUGGACGGAUUACUGAAAGGAAGACCUUCUCGAUCAGCUGACAGGACAUUAAUGUUGACACUUUAAAAUGUGCCAAACAUCAAGGGAAGUAAGAAGGUUUGUACUGUAUGGAUCUCUGUUACCAAACUGUCUUAUAUCGUCGAUCAGACAAUCAUUGUUUUGCACAUACAUUUACACAGGUACACCUGACAUACCAGCGCAACACAACAGGUAUUAUUGGACCUUUAUCUUUAAAAUGUGGUCAACCCUAAAUCUUCCAAACAUUGUACGUAUUGUUACUGUUUCUGAUGUAGCUGCUGCAUAUUUAUUGAAAAUUAGACGAGCAACAUGUAGUUAUUUCAGACAUGCACCAUCACCACUCCAUUCAUUUUGUGUUAAGAAAUAAGUGCCAAAAAGUCAGGAUGGUCUGUUCCACUCGUGUCAGGUCUACACCAAAGUACAGUUUGUCUCUGUUUUGUAUUUUCCUCACACAGUACAGUGGAUCUUUUGAACUCUGCUUAAAUAAAUAACUAAGAUAAAGUUGAAACUAAUUGAAGAAAA